ACGAGUACUGCCAAGGCGGCAUGAUGGGAGAGUACCUGUGUAUCGGGGACUACAUCUGCCUGUAUUGCGAGGAGACAGAGGGAUAUGUCUACAGCGAGCAAUCUAGUGCCACCGAUAACGGUCUAUGCAUUUACAACAACCAAGACAGAAAUCGGCCAACGAACAUACCGAAUCAACAAGUGGUGGUGUUCCAAGUGUGCAUUCAGAACCGCUACAAGCUGAACAAAAAGUACCGGAAGUGGCUGUCCACAGUGGCCAACGAUGGCGCGGAGUUCAACAUUAAAUCGGUUCUUGCACAAUCGAAGGCGGCAGCGCAGGCAGAAGACAACGACAAUGAGUUGGAGCAGAAACGUCAGCAUGGAAAACGUGUCAGAUAUGGAGAAAUAGUCCAGUUAAAACACAUGUUCACCGGCAAGUUUGUGCACAUGAGCACCACACAGACCAGUCAGAUAGACAAGAAUUACAUGAAGGUGUCUCUGCAUGAUUUCAACGCAAAGAACGCUCAAUUCAGGAUCCUGCCGCGCUAUAAGGUCAAGUCGGAAGGAGAAGUUGUGCAGUUAUAUGACCAGAUCGUGUUUGAAAGUGUCAAGUCUCCCGGACAUUACUUCCAUGCCAGCGAGCCACAUCAGAUCGACUACAAGUCACAUGGGUCGGAGCUUAAUCUUGGCGUUGAGAGGUCUAGCUUCACUCUUAUUGGCAGCUUUAGAGAGACUUUAGAACAGGAGAGGUUCGUUAGGGGCGGUUCCGUGAUACGCCUGUUCCACAAGGAGUUGGAGGCUUACCUGGUGGCAGAGGGCCUGUUUGAUGAGGGGGUCACGGAGGACGUCCAUUUCCGCAUCCGGGUGAUCGACCAGCAUCGGCCAAAGUCUCUGUCGCCGUCCACUUCCGGAAUCACAUACUGGCAGAUCGAGUCCGAACACAGCGUGCUGGAUGGGGAUGUUUUGCGUUGGGAACAACAAAUCCGCCUACGUCAUAUGCUGACGCGCCAAUAUUUGUGUAUCGAUUCUCGAAGUGAGGUUUCCUUGGUGCUUGACCCAGCCGACCCUAGAACUGUGUUUAGGCUACACUCCGUCCUCAAAGAACAAGACGAAAUUCAGUAUGAAAGUUAUGCCAGAAUCGAGCAUGUCCUCACUGGAUGUUGGCUGCAUGCCCUCAAAGAUGAAGACUAUGAAAAGCGCGAGUUCCGGACGAACGACACGGAGGAGACGUCUAUGUAUGGUCUGAGAUGGGACGGAGCCUCCACGCGCAAGGUGUCCGCCAGCGGCGAGAGUAUGUAUGAUGACGCCUACACGCUACAGCUCGUGGAGAAACGUGACGUCAUGAACCUGAACUACGUCGCCGGCAUGGUCCCUUUCCUGUACAAUCUUAUCCAGGAUUUCCAGAAUGGUGCAUCCCUGACCGCCAAAAAGACUCAUGGAAUUAUAGCGGCUGUGAAAGAACUGAAGACGUUCAUGAUCAUAGAGGGACAACCGGUGAAGGAUAGGCAGAAGCUAAUGAGGAAUCUGAGGGUGAUAGACCUGCUGGUGAAGCUGCUGCAAUGUUCGCUGAAGGAAGGCGACGAGGAGACACACAUGAUCCGCAUAUUCAAGGAGGCUUACGACGUCCUGCAUGCGUACAUGAUCGGGAAGAGCCGCAAGAACGCGCUCUACUUCGCCAAAUACAUCGACUUCUUUCAGACCCAGUUCACCCAGAAAGGGGGAAUCGGCCUCAACGUGGCACAGAUGAUUGUAGAGCUAAUAAGGGACAAGAGGAAGAUCGUAGACCGCAUCACGAAAAACCACCUGGACAUAUAUAUCGACCUCCUCAGAAAACACCAGAACUACCGGUUCCUGGACCUGUUACAAGUGCUGUGUGUGUGCGAUGGGGUAUCUAUUCCUAACAAUCAGACGUACAUCACAGAGAAAUGGCUGAGGACAUAUAAGGACAGCGUUUUCCUCACUGACCGGGGUCAGAACAUCAACAAACGACCAAACAUUAUCUAUGUCUCCACAAACAACACUCAGAGUUGGGUCACUUUGCAUGAAUUUGUGAAUCCGGACAGUCCAGAAUACAACCAAGAACAGUAUGACUUUCUCAUUCAUCAGCUGGAGCUCUUCAAAGCCCUAACUUACGGCCGGAAUGACUUCGGUAUCCACGUGAUCACGCGUGAGUUCGGCUACCUCACCUGGGAGGACGCCUUCCUUUGCAUCACAUCAAACCUCCUGCCCGACAGCAUCCGGGCGAGAUACUGCGAACUGAUUAUCGGUCUGUUUGUGGAUGUCGGCAACAACUACUCUGUCCUGGACAAUCCCAACAUCUGCUUCGUCUACGAGUAUGUCGGCUCAAAGGACGCGGAGCGGGAACAGAGCCAGUUUGUGGUGAAGGACUUGGUGACGAUAUUUCCGGUGUUACGAGACUGGCUUGCCGAGUUUCUGAAUGACAACUGCAUCAUGACAGCUUCUGACAUUGGCCACAAUCUCCUCAUUGAACAGGUUCUGCGACUGUUACAACAUCUGGUUAAGUUUGGUUACUAUAGCGACCUGGAUGACGUCAGACGUCUCCUAACGCCACUUCUUAGUCAACUGGAUGGACGCCAUGACGUCCCCUUUCCGAAAGAUAAAGGCAAAGGCUAUUCAAAGGAAGGCCAGAAGACUGUCAACAAAUACAGAGAAUCGGGCAGAUUUGAUAUAUGUCCCGAAACGGAAGCCGUCGUGAAAGCAAAAUUCCAAGCUAUGGAAGUGCUUGAUCUUUUAUUGACGUUUCAAAGAAAUAUCCGUCUAAAGACAUUUGUGGAGAAGUUCAAAGUGGCAGAGCAGAAUGCGCUCAAGAGGAGGAACCAGACCACAAUGGAGCCCUUGCUGUAUGAAUCAUUUAACCCACAAGAUACGACCAAAAAAGCGUUGAAAAAGCAGAAGGAAGUUUUGCGCGAACUGAAAGACAUGUUUCACGCAUCCGCCAUAUUUGACAUCGAUCACACAACCUCCGUCCUCUUAGAUCUGUCCAACUACAAGUACGAUAUCAUGGUGACUAAAUCUCUGGAUAUUCUGAACAAGCUGUACUCCUCCCAGAGCGACAUGUUCCGGUUAGCGGUAGAGGCUCAGAUUCUUCUGUCGCAAGACUCGGCCCGCGUGCACAGAGAGGUUCAGCGUAGCCUGCCCGUGUUGCGUCGGCUAGCGAAACAGAAACUCAACGACCAACAAGUCCUGCUCAUGAGCGAGAUACUGGAUGAGCUGGCAGAGUUCUGUCAUUUGCCAAAGAAUCCACAAGAGCCUCAUUUCAUGAACCAAAACAUAAUGAUCAGCCAUGGAAUAUUGGACAUCGUUCUCGACAUACUGUCCCAGGAAAUCGACGCCAAACUUUUAGAUCAGUACUGCGGGAUGCGCGUGAUCUUCCAGAAGACGCUGUACCUUCUGCAACUCCUCAUCCGAGAGAACGACAACGUGCAGUUCCGGAUCUUCAACCACCUCGACGUGCUUCUUGACGUCACCGUGGUGCCGUCAGAUCUCGCGUUGGCACUGAAAGAGGUGUUCAUUGCGAAUCAAGCUACGUGCCUCAAGGUCCACCCCCAGCAGGUCAAGAAGAUUGUCCGCCUAGCGGCCGAACACCAACACAACGCAUCGGAGUUCCUUGACCUUCUAAACGUCCUGGUCAAGGUCGAGGGUCUUGACCUUACCAUCAAGCGCAACCAGGCUCUCGUCAUGAAGUACAUCAUGCAGACGUUCAAAAAAGCGGCAUAUGUACUCGACCAGUCCAGAGAAGCCAGGGAGCUGAUCUUGACCAACAGAGGCGAGGAAGGACAUCUGUCGUACUUCGCUCACCUUGUUGAUCUAUUGGCCACUUGUGCUGAGGGUGAAAACAAGUUCAUCGAGUCCCUGUGCCAGACCAUACUUCCGGUGGACGAGAUCCUUUGGGUGAUCAAUCACCCCGAUAUCGACUGUAACAUCAAGCGUCCCUUCAUCAAGUUCAUGAUGUGGGUCUACAUGAAGCCCGCCGAGAACAUCAUCGAGAGCGGGGCGGCCGACCUGCAGCACCACAAGCAACUCUGGGAUUUCAUUGAAACGGUUGUUGGUGAGAUCAAUCAACUGACAGAGAACGUGAAAAACCACAGAGAAAAGUCGUUUGAGCUGCUUAAAGCAUCUCCGUCAAAAAGCAACGUUUCUAGUACAAGGGACAUGUCCAGUCUCGUGCAUGGAGGCCUGUUCUACAUUCUGGAGGGAGUCAUGCCGUUUUUGGAGGUGUUCUACACAUCGUUCUAUGUGCAAGACAAAGAUCUGUAUCCAGAUGAAAUCUUCAACACCGACAGUCUCGCUACCGCCCUCGUGUCCUUCAGUGACGUCGUUGGUUCUUUGAUGACUUCACCUUUGCACAUGAAAGCGGUAGUAACAUCCCUCACAGCAGUCGUAACAGCCUCCAGCACACCCAAGUCGGUGCUUGUCAACGUGUUGGAAAAAUUUACCAAUGAGAUGAAAGUUGGUGACACAAAAAGUGCGGUUAGAAAGGGCAACAUGGAGUAUUAUGCAGCGGAGUUAGAGCUGAAUGCCAAGUUCCACACCUUUGCACAGAACUGCAGCCGGGUUCAUGUCGGUCAUAACACUGUACUUCAACAACUGAAAUACAGAAGCAAGUCUAAACGAGAAUACACUGAGCUUGGAAGUAACGAGGAGUUACCCCUGGGAGAGGAGUUUCAGAACCUGGUCAAGUGUUUCAUCGACCCGAAGGAAAAGAAGGCUAACAAACGCUAUGCACUAACGAAUAAACUGCUCGAACAACUUGCAAUAUCUUCUACGAAGAUUCGAUUCGCCGUGUCGUCGUCACGCGCCCAAGAGGAACUGGACGUCAAGUGUCUCCAGAUCCUGCGAACCCUCAUCCACAAUGAGGAGCGGAAACUCCCGGACGACUGGCAUAACCGCGCCUCAGAUGUCAAAGUCAAAAAGCAACUGAACCACAUCCGUGACAUACAGACGGCAAUCAACGCACAUGACGUCGUAAACAAAGUGCUCCCUCAUCUGGCGCGACGCAGUGACGCCAUCGCACGUGAAGUGCUGGCGUUCGUCAGCAUCAUGUUGUUCAACGCAAACAGAGAAGUACAGAAAUCCUUACUGGAUUACUUUUUCUCCACUCGAGAGGAAGUUUUCUUCAUGGCUGUCAGGGACAGAAUGCAAGUGUCAACAAACUCCAUCAAAGAGAAGCUUUUCAUGAUAAAAAAGUCAUUAAGGAGCAAUAGGCGCGCCUUACUAGCACAGCAUGAGAUGAGGAGAGCCGAGUUCAUGAACAACUUUGGUAGCCUUCAUACGUCCUUGACCUUGGGAAGAAAGGCCUUCCAGAAAAUACAACAUUAUGAAUUGAGAUUGAAGAAAGAGAAAAUGCAAGGAUGGCGAGCCCUAAGCAGAGCAAAAGAACCCAUGUCUGACAAAGAGAGGCGACGAUCCAAGAAGCGGAAGAGCUCGAAGAAGCAGUCGAAGACGCAAAUGACGAAUGGGAUGACGAAGGACGUCAUCAGUGACGUCAUCACUGACCGAAGCCACGAGAACCUGCUGGAGUCACGGUCACCACCGGAUAAGUUUAACAUUGACUACAAACCCGCAACUGGUGAAAUCGAACUCGUGAAUGUUGCAGUGGAGGACGAUGCUGAUGACGAAAGUCCCGAGGCCAUGUCUGCCGAAAUGGACGCUAGUGUUGCGGAUAUGCUACAGUACAAAGACGACGGUUGCAUAGAACUGGUACUUAAGGUCCUUGCCAGAAUCUGUGACGGGCAGCAUGUGGGGCUUCAGAACUAUCUGAGAGAGCAGCCUGACAACGUGAAGUCAUUCAACAUCAUCGGCGAGACCGCGCAGUUCCUCAAUGUCGUCUACUCGAGCAUCAACAGUCGCACCGUGGACCUCGUUAUACAGCUCUUCAGCACCCUCAACGAGUUCUGCUCGGGCAACCAAGAGAAUCGAGAGGUUAUCUACAACAAGAAGGCCAUCGAUUACAUAAACUUCAUUCUGAGAGCGGGCGAAAUCGCUGACUGUCCCCCAGAGAAGGUCCUGGAACUACGAGAAUCGAUUGCAGGUUUGAUUCUGUCUCUGAUUGAAGAAAACGGACCUGCGGCUACCCAAGUUGCAAAGGAGGUAACCGACACGUUGGAUAAGGAGGCAAUAUACCGCUGCAUGACGCAGUGUCACGAGAUGCAUCAAUCAGAGAAGCCCAAACUCGAGGACAUCGUCAAGUCUGAAGGGGGAUACAUGAAGUCCGCCAAGUCCAUGGUCUCGCUCGGUGGAAGUCUACUGCAGGGGGUCGUGAAGGGACCAAGUAAGAAUGCCCUAAAGGAGUCACUGAUGGCAGUUGGUUUCCGCUACUACCUUAUUCUUGCAAGGAUGACAGAUAUCCAUCCGCAACUCGCUGAACGUCUAAAUCUGACACCGGAACAAGAGAAGGCAUUUGAGUACUACAAGAAGAAUUCCACUUCUGUUGAAAUAGUGAAAGAUGACGUGCUGCAAAAAAUUAACUUCAGAAUUAAAAACAAGAUUCUCAUCCGCGAAGAAGUGAAAGAAAAGCUCAAGUGGAACGUUGACCGAACGUCGCCUAGCAACAAGAUCCGGGACCUUAUGGACUGGACACGUGACAUCAUGCAGGACAUCUCAUACCAACGGAAGAUUCUCUUCAACCCAAUUGCUAUAAUGUUCACAAAAGGCUGGUUGCUAUGGAACCACUUAGUAACCUUUCUUAGUUUUGCCAUCAACAUCAUGAUGUUGUUCACGUGGAACGCCAAGGCGACCGUGGAAGACUACCAAAAAGUGCAAGCACUGGGCAAUUCGACCAACCAGACCUUUGACUGGGCUCUUUUGAGAGAUCCCACCCCGGAGAUAAAGGGCCUACCCAUUCAGGAGUACACGAUCACAAUGUACAUUCUGAUGGGACUUCACAAUCUCUUUUCCCUGUUCGUCCUCAUCAGCUAUUUCCUGUCUAAUCAUCCGCGACUCCCGACGCUAUCUGAGAUCAAGGAACUGUUGAUAUGCUGUCGGAGCGAUGACAACGGCGAAGAAGCGGAUCAGAAGAGAAGUUCAGAGGAAAAACCAUCCAAGCUGGACGUCAAGUUCUUGAGUUUUACCACUUUUUAUUAUAUGCUGUUCCUUGGAACGUCGGUAGCCGGGACGUUGUUUCAUGGAUAUUUCUUUGCAUUCCACCUGCUUAACAUCGUGAACAAUAAUCAGCUCCUCAGCGGGGUCAUAAAGGCCGUCACACAAAACGGCGUGUCCUUACUUUGGGUCGGUAUCCUUGGUUUCAUCGUCAUCUACAUCUACUCCUUGGUCGGAUUCUCCCUGCUGCGGGCCUACUUCGCCCCCGGAGACUACCUGUAUUGCUCCACCCUCUGGCAGUGUACGGUCACCGUGAUACGAUAUGGACUCAUAGGAGACAUGUUUGAGGUGGUCAAACAGUCCGAACACGAGAGAACGUUUGCGACGUUUUGGCCCAUCGUGUUGUACCACGUGUCCUUCUUCAUAUUCAUCACGACUAUUGGCCUCAACAUCAUCUUCGGUAUUAUUGUCGACACCUUCUCCGAGCUGAGGGAUCUGAAGUGGAGGGCAGAAUCGGACAUGAAAGAUACCUGCUUUAUCUGUAGCAGAAAUAGUUACGAUUUUGAGCAUCACGGCAAGGGCUUUGACUAUCACGUGCGUAACGAACACAACAUGUGGUCCUAUGUGUUCUUCUUUAUCCACCUCAACGAUAUGAAGACGAGCGACUACACGGCCAUAGAGCUCUACGUCAGCAAACAACUGGACCAGGAGAGCUACGACUUUUUCCCGAUGAACCGAGCCCUGUGCCUGUCCUCCAUUGAUAUCGACUCCACUGAGUCCAAAAUCGACGAAUUGCUGUUCCAGGUCACUACCAUCGCACAAAAGCAGCGGGACGAUGAAGUAGAAAAGAAACGCAAGGUCGAGAAGUUGAAACAGAAGCGAUGGCAGGAGAAGCAUAGGCGCUUCAUAUUCGGUCUACAUAACCAAGACGAAAAUGAGCUGGGCGGGCGCGGCCCCUUGUUACCACAGUCGGGGUCAAGCAACGAAGGGGGCUACGGGCCUCCGCCAAAGAACUCCGGAAACAUGCUAUCGGUCUCGGAUGAAUCCGACUUUUACAAAGAGAAACGUGGAUCGAUAUCUCUGCUGCAGAUUCUCGAAGGUCUUCCAGACGAUAAGUCAUCCCGGGCGUCCCCACAAUCGCGGAUUCUCUCCAUCUCCGAUUCCGAGGAAGACACUGACUCUUUAGGCAGUACGGGACCUGUCGAUUCGUAUGAUCUGACGAAAUCUCGCGAGAUGUCACGGGAAAGAAUCGACGCCAUUGUUGAUGCGCCAAUUAUUGUCCUUCCUGAGCCUCAAACGGAACCGCAAGAUGCUUCUUCCGGUGAGGAAACACCGCCUGCGGACGACCUUCUGGCUGCUUCGCUGGCUGCCAUGGAUGACUAUGAUGGCGACGACCAACAGUCUACCAGACUGUAAACCAAUGUGUUGUUGUUUUGAUUUGUAUAAAGACUUAAAAAUGUCGAUAAAAUGUUUGUGUUAUAUAAAAUGUAUAAAGACUUUGAGAAUGUCAAUAACACAUGCUUGCUUUACCGCUUUACUGUUGUGCGAUUGUGAAAUUUACAUUAUUGUUAUCGACGCUUGUAAAUAUUGUAAUCGACGCUUGUAAAUAUUGUAAUCGACGCUUGUAAAUAUUGUAAUCGACGCUUGUAAAAUACUCGUUAUCUCAUCAACAAUGUUUAAUGUUAUUAUUCGUCUACAUAUUGCUGGAUUCACCGUGCAAGAUCAAUAACGUAUAAUGAUACAUCUAUGCAUCUCAAACAUUACAUUUCUCCAUUAGCAUCCACAGGUAUCCACAAGUUUUUCAAGCAAAGCUAUUGUUUCUUCAACAAACGUGAACUUUUUAAGUUAUGUUUAAGCCAAGUUCGAACGGACACACGUUAAGACAGACACCAGAUGAAUCGAGAGUAAACACAUAGUCCCAUACGGUUACAUCGCUUGGGGGGACUAAACAGAAAAACGCUUUAAAAUAAACAUAAAAUUUGCAGACGUUAAAUACAAAACAAUUUAUUUCUGGCUCGUAUGCCAUAAAAAACUAUUCGCGAAUGUUCUAUGUAAUUUCAAAUUGUUUAAAGAUCAAAUACCAUAAGUUUUCAUGUGUAAAAUAUUUUGAUAUUAACAUGCGCAUGUUUAAUCCAUUUUAUUGAAAUCAGCUUUGUUAUGUUUUUUUUUAUAUUUUAUUCUGCUGACCGUGCAAUAUAUGUUAUUUGUAAUGUAUUCAAUAUAAAAAAUAUAUUACCUGUUGUGUUCUAUUCACUGUUUGUUUUUUGCAAUCCGCAACUCAUUUUAAAAUUUACUUGGGUGAUGGCCUUGGAUUUUAUGGCAUUUUAUACAAAUAAACCGUUGCUGAAUUACCCUGUUGUUAUUACUCUUAUAUUUACCGUUAAUAUAAUAUUUUUGUAUGAGGUGCAGAGCUUAUUUUUUACAAAACAGGUUAAUAAAUGUAAAGCUAUAUUCAAUAUUUAAGCACAUCAUGGUUUAUAAGAUG
Molecule: messenger RNA, 9522 nt
Organism: Dreissena polymorpha
Lineage: Eukaryota; Metazoa; Mollusca; Bivalvia; Myida; Dreissenidae
Product: inositol 1,4,5-trisphosphate receptor type 3-like
Exons: 68
Coding region: 21-8453 (2810 amino acids)
Biological process (GO): calcium ion transmembrane transport
Cellular component (GO): membrane; endoplasmic reticulum
Molecular function (GO): inositol 1,4,5-trisphosphate-gated calcium channel activity; inositol 1,4,5 trisphosphate binding
Source: RefSeq, a predicted model, not a curated record